CGUAUUCUCGUGAUAAAAACUUACUUUAUCCUAUAUAUAAUAAAUCAAAGUUUUCCUCUUCAUAAUAUUAGUGCAGAUUUUCUUACGUGCCUGAGGUGUGCUCUUGCUCUGUAUUCACAAUCUUGUUGAUACUCAAAAUAAAUUACAAUGGUUCUCGCCCAUAAUAUUAAUGAGGGGUUGAGAACUCGAGACGUUCAAAUUUCGGAAGAUGUUACCUUUGAAACGAUGCUGCUUUCGCCAAAUACUUUGGAUGGUUUGACUAAUUGCGGUUUUUAUAAACCUUCUCCUAUUCAGCUACACGCUAUACCUUUAGGAAAAUGUGGUUUCGAUCUAAUACUUGAAGCUAAGUCAGGCACUGGUAAAACAGCAGUUUUUACAGUAAUAGCCCUGGAAAAACUGGACUUGAAGAAAGGCUUGCAGACUAUUAUCUUAGCCCCAACUAGAGAGAUUGCAUCACAAAUAUCCAAUGUCAUCACACAAAUUGGAUCACAUUACAAAAAUUUGAAUGUUGAAGUUGUAAUAGGUGGAUUGCCUGUUCAUGAAGACAUAGCUAAAUUAAAAAACAAAGUGCAUGUUGUUGUCGGAAGUCCUGGGCGACUAAGGCAUUUGAUCCAAGCAAAUCACAUGGAUAUAUCAGCUGUUCGAUUACUGGUUCUUGAUGAAGCAGAUAAAUUAAUGGAUAAGAAUUUUCAAGCAGACAUUAACUAUAUAUUUUCAGUAUUACCUAAAGAAAAGCAAGUCAUAAUGAGUAGCGCCACUUAUCCUCAAGUAUUAAAAUCUGUUAUGACUAAAUAUGUUCAGAAUGCUCAACACAUCUGCCCUGACAGCACAACAGUACUCAUAGGAAUCAAACAAUUAAUACUAACAGUUAAAAGUAACUCAAAUAUUGUAAGACAAACUAAAAACCGAUUUGAUGAACUGCUUAAAAUAUUAUCAAAAAAGAAUUUUAAACAAUGUUUGAUCUUUUGCAAUUACCAAGUAAGAGUAAGAGGUUUAUGUCAGAUGUUGUUGCGUGAAAAGUGGCCUGCAGAGAAAUUACAUGGUCAACAGGAACAAACUGAUCGUCUAGAUGCUCUAAAAAUGCUACAAGAUUAUAAGUGUAGAAUAUUAAUAUCUACCGACUUAGCAGCUAGAGGUAUUGAUGCAUCCAAUGUAGAUUUAGUUAUAAAUUUUGAGCCUCCUUAUGAUUGGCAAACAUACUUGCAUAGAAUUGGAAGGGCUGGAAGAUUUGGAUCUUAUGGUACUGCUGUCACUAUCCUUAGUGAAGGACAAGAAGAGUCAACAUUUAAAAAAAUGAUUAGAUCUAUAAAUGGUUUGGUGUUUAAGAAUUUUUGGGACGAAGAAAACAUAGAUCUUGACAAUUGUGAUGAUUGCAUUGAUACAUUAUGCUAUAAGGGCAUUGAAAAAAAUGAAGUGUGUGCUAAAGUCAUAGACAAAUUAACAAAUAGAAAAUCUAAAAAUGAUGAAGAAACAGAAAGUUUUGAGGCAUUAUGCAAGUCAUUUCAAGAAACAAAAGAAAUCGAAAUUGAAUCAUUUGAUGAUUUACUAACUUGUUUUAAGUCACACAAAGAAAGUUUAACUCAAGAUAACAAUAAUGAAUGUGCUCUAAACUUAAGUAUGCAAACCAAGGAAUCUAUAAAUUUGAAUACAAAUGAAAAUAUAGAAAGCAUUGAUAUUAAACAUUCAAAGAAUCAGAAUGUAAAGGUAUGUACAAAAGAAACAUGUAAUACUAACAUAAAACAUGAGGCACCUCUGGAAACCCAUUCAGAUGCGCCAGAUAAAUUGUUACACACUCAUGAAUUAUCUGAUUUAGAAUAUAACGAAUCUUUAAAACCGUUGUUAGAAGCAGGGCUUCCAACAUCUUUUCAAUCCAGAAAAUACAAAACAAAGAAAAGUCAUCCCCCACAGCACCAUAAUUAUGGAUAUGAAAUUGAAAAUACUUCACAAAAGCAUACUACUAAUAAAGCUACAAAAGUGGUAAAUAAGAAAAGAACUAUGCGUAAACAAAGAAAAACAAGCAUUAGUCAAGAAACUGACAAAUGUAUGGCUGGACGGGAAUUAGUAACGCCUGGCCGAGAAAAACAUCGAAAAGUCUCAUUUAAGUCAACAUCCUCCAAUGAAACAAUAGAUAAUGAGAUUGAGAAUCAAUAUAGUUGCGAUGCCAAAAAUGUGUCGCCAUUGUAUAAUCAAGAAAUAGAUCAGUUUGCUAAUUUAAGAUAUGUGAAUUGGUAUAAGAACUUAAAAAUGCAUGUAGAACAAGUUCGAAUGUCCUUGUAUAUUGAAGAGUUAUCCAAGGUAUAGAAUGAGAUAUUGUAAAUGUGUAUAAAUAAAAACCAGUUGAUGUAAAUAAAACAUAUCAAAAUGU
Messenger RNA from Helicoverpa armigera (cotton bollworm), 2365 nucleotides. RefSeq names its product probable ATP-dependent RNA helicase DDX20. Lineage: Eukaryota; Metazoa; Arthropoda; Insecta; Lepidoptera; Noctuidae. Gene Ontology annotation, molecular function: RNA helicase activity; RNA binding; ATP binding. The transcript is spliced from 3 exons. Bases 148 to 2301 code for a protein of 717 amino acids. The record is from RefSeq and is a predicted model, not a curated record. Gene Ontology annotation, cellular component: SMN complex. Gene Ontology annotation, biological process: spliceosomal snRNP assembly.